CGCCUCAGCCGCUCCAGCCCGGAGCCGCUCAGCUCCCGGAGGUAGCGGCCCACAUCGGGCCGCUCCCGCCACUGGGCCUCGGGGAAGCGGUCCCGGAACAGCGAGGCCAGGAGCCCUUCAUCCUCCACUUCCCCGAGAGCCGCCGCGGUGGCGGUCGCUGUGGCCGAGGCCGACGCGGUGGCGGUGGUUGACGAAGCGAGAGUCUCCGUCGCCGCCAUCUUCGGGCAACAGCGUCACUUCACCUCCCGCCCUGCGAGGGCGCCGGCUCGGAAUCUAGGACCGGAAGCAGCGGGGGCACCCUUCCGAUCUCUGUGGUUUCGUUCCGCCCGGCUUUCCUUCUCCGACGGUCCUCCAGGCGGCGGGGCGCUAGCGUGGAGAACAGAUUUGAAUGCGGCUAGAGAGGCAGGCUUUGGGGUUGCCAGGGAGCGGCCGGCGGCUGACUUCCGUUUCCGGCCGCUGAGGCACGCGGAUUCGGUGUUGCAACCCAGCGGGAAAAUGCGGCCUUUGACUGAAGAAGAGACCCGCGUAAUGUUUGAGAAGAUAGCGAAAUACAUCGGGGAGAACCUUCAGCUGCUGGUCGACAGGCCCGACGGCACCUACUGUUUCAGGCUGCACAACGACCGGGUGUACUACGUGAGUGAGAAGAUCCUGAAGUUGGCCGCCAACAUCUCUGGGGACAAGCUGGUGUCUCUGGGGACCUGCUUCGGAAAAUUCACUAAGACUCACAAGUUCCGGUUGCACAUCACAGCUCUGGAUUACCUGGCACCCUAUGCCAAGUAUAAAGUGUGGAUAAAGCCUGGAGCAGAGCAGUCCUUCCUGUAUGGGAACCAUGUGCUGAAAUCUGGACUGGGGCGAAUCACUGAAAGUACCUGUCAGUACCAGGGAGUGGUGGUGUACUCCAUGGCAGACGUCCCUCUGGGUUUUGGGGUGGCAGCAAAGUCUACACAAGACUGCAGGAAAGUAGACCCCAUGGCGAUUGUGGUAUUUCAUCAAGCAGACAUUGGGGAAUAUGUGCGGCAUGAAGAGACACUGACUUAACACGAAACCGUCGCGAGGACUUGUGGCUGUGUGCAGGGGCCUAGCUUUGUUUCCCGGGUCUGUGUAGGCUCCAUCACCAUGUUGAAUUCUGUCAACACUGACUUCUCCAGGGACUUCUUAGUUAAAUACUCUCUCUAUUGCGAUCAAAUUGCAGGCUGGAUUCUUAUGUGGAAAUGGUUCAAAAAUGGCAUUUCAGAUCUUUGUGUUUGUGACUAAACAGAAUGUUGUGUUUCAUAUUUGAAUCAGAGGGCCUCUUGUCUUGAGUAACAGGUUCUAAGUCGUUGGAACUGAGGACAAGAAUAGCUAGCUUAUUGUUAUCUGUGAUAACUGUUUUCAAACUCAUGCUGAGACCACAGAGGAUUUUUUCCAUUAUUUAUAUGAUGGGAGUUAGAUAUUGCCAUUUUAGAAUAGUAGGCCAUGUACGGAACUUUUAUGAAUGAGAUUUGGAUGAAAUAAGAGCGAUUUGUCCUGCCAGUUUUCUAUACAGUAGGUGUUGUGUGGUAUGGAAGAAAGCCUGGGAUCCAAAGCCCAUUUCUGACACCUGCCAGCUGUAUGGCCUUAGAAGAGUCAUUAAACUUUAAUAAGCUUAAUUUUCUUCUUCUGCUUCAAAAACCAGCUUUAACCAUCUACCUAAAAAGGGUUUUUAGAAUUAAAAAUCAAGUUUGUAAAGCACUUAGCACAGUGCCUGGCAAAUGAUAGGUGUUAAAUAAAUGGUAAGAAUUAUUUUUAUAUUGCAUAUAUUGGGUAUUUCUCUUACUAAGGAUAGGAUCUUAUGAAUAUAUCUUAUAUAUCUUGGUUCUCGAUCUUUCUUUUUCUUAGAUGGUAUGAUCCCAGGCUAAUAUUACUUUCAUCACGUUGCUUUCUUAAAGCAUGAUUUCCCAUAAAAGCCUUUACUUAAUCGGACUAGACAGACAGCGCUAAUCAGAGACCUUGAUAUAAUUGAGCUCUUACAUCAUUCCCCAUGCCUCUUAAAAUUAUUUUUGGAAUUAUUAAAAAAUUUUUUAAUGAAAAA
Suricata suricatta (meerkat) is the source of this 2050-nucleotide messenger RNA. RefSeq names its product nucleolar pre-rRNA processing protein NIP7 (gene NIP7). Gene Ontology annotation, biological process: ribosomal large subunit biogenesis; ribosome assembly. Gene Ontology annotation, cellular component: nucleolus; nucleus; preribosome, large subunit precursor. The record is from RefSeq and is a predicted model, not a curated record. The coding region runs from base 496 to 1038 and encodes 180 amino acids. The transcript is spliced from 5 exons. Gene Ontology annotation, molecular function: RNA binding. Lineage: Eukaryota; Metazoa; Chordata; Mammalia; Carnivora; Herpestidae.